CAAAUUGAUAACUAACUAGUUGAUGUCUUCUAAUUUUAGGUUGAAGGGCAAAGUUACAAUUAUAACAGGUGGUGCAAGAGGGAUUGGAGCAACUACAGCCAAGCUGUUUGCACUUAAUGGAGCUCAUGUUAUCAUCGCGGAUAUCCUCGACGAAAUCGGUACCAGCCUAGCCGAAUCGAUAGACGGCCGCUACAUACAUUGCGAUGUGGCAAAGGAAUCUGACGUGGAAUCAGCGGUCCAGCUGGCAUUAACAUGGAAAGGACACCUAGACAUCAUGUUCAACAAUGCUGGCAUUUCAGGAAUGGAUGGGAGCAUAGCUAACUUGGACAUGGAUAAGCUAAAUGGCCUAUUAGCAGUUAACGUUAAUGGAAUGGUUCAUGGGAUCAAACAGGCGGCACGAGCCAUGAUCAAGGCUCAAUCAGGGUGCAUCAUAUGUACUUCAAGCUCUGCAGCACUCAUGGGUGGUUUAGGUUCUCAUGGAUACUCAUUGUCUAAGGAAGCCAUCCUUGGGUUGGCAAAGAGUGCAGCUUGUGAAUUAGGGAUGUAUGGGAUCCGUGUGAAUUGUAUUUCUCCACAUGGGAUUCCUUCAGAAAUGCUUGUCGACGGGUACCGAUAUGUCUUAAAAGAGCCGGAGAUGUCGCUGGAUGACUUGCAGAAGCGAUUCACGAAAAAGGAUAAAGUAUUGCGUGGGAGGAAUGGCAGCAUGGAAGAUGUGGCACAAGCUGCCCUCUUUCUUGCUAGUGACGAAGCUGGAUUCAUAACAGGGCAUAAUCUGGUGAUAGAUGGGGGAUUCACUACUUGCUUUACUGAAUUGAGACUCAUGUAUCAGUGAUGUGCAACUCUCUCUGCAUUUCAUUGCAUUAGCCUAACCCU
Molecule: messenger RNA, 873 nt
Organism: Telopea speciosissima
Lineage: Eukaryota; Viridiplantae; Streptophyta; Magnoliopsida; Proteales; Proteaceae
Product: short-chain dehydrogenase reductase ATA1
Exons: 1
Coding region: 23-832 (269 amino acids)
Source: RefSeq, a predicted model, not a curated record